Messenger RNA from Centruroides sculpturatus (bark scorpion), 2626 nucleotides. RefSeq names its product multidrug resistance-associated protein 4-like. Bases 54 to 2390 code for a protein of 778 amino acids. Gene Ontology annotation, molecular function: ATP binding; ATP hydrolysis activity; ABC-type transporter activity. Gene Ontology annotation, cellular component: membrane. Gene Ontology annotation, biological process: transmembrane transport. Lineage: Eukaryota; Metazoa; Arthropoda; Arachnida; Scorpiones; Buthidae. The record is from RefSeq and is a predicted model, not a curated record. The transcript has 16 exons.
UAAGCUUAUUACCUAAAGGCGAUCUGACUAUUGUAGGAGAAAGAGGAGUAAUAAUGAGUGGUGGACAAAAGGCAAGAAUUAAUCUAGCAAGAGCACUAUAUGUAGAUGCAGAUAUAUUCCUGUUCGAUGAUCCACUAAGUGCUGUCGAUGUUCCUGUAGGAAAACAUAUCUUCGAAAAAUGCAUAAUGGAAUAUUUGAAAGAAAAGAUUUGCAUCUUAGUUACACAUCAAGUACAAUUUUUAAACUCUGAAAAUAAAGUUUUAGUGUUAUGCAAGGGAAAAUGUCAACACAUUCAAAAUUACAAUGAAAUUGAAAAUAUAAAUACGGUUAUAGGAAUUUCGUCAGACGAAGGAGCUGCAGGAAAUAGCAUUGAAUUAGAUACUGCACUUUUCAACGAUGACGAUUUAAUUGAAAAUUCUGAAGCCGAUAUGUCUGAUAACACUGAAGACUGUAACAACAUUAAUGCAGAAGAUGAAGGUAAAAAAAUACCACAAGAUGAUGAAGGAGUUGGAAAAGUAGGACUUUCAGUUUAUAGAGAAUAUUUCAAUGCUGGAAAGGGAUUCUUCUUUAAGUCUGUUCUAUUAGUUACACUAAUUGUAUCACAAGCUAAUAUAAAUGCAAGUGACUUUUGGCUAGUCAAAUGGUUGUAUAAGAAAAGAAUCUAUGGACAAAGUACAGUGAAACCGGAAAAUAUUACGUUUAACGAAACAAUUUUUAACAAUACUGAAGAAGAAAACUUUUAUUAUAGUGAAGCAUACAACAUAUACGUUUACUUCGGAAUGAUAUGUGUAGUAUUUUUCGCGAUGAUACUGUCUGCAAUAUUAAUGUAUGAAAUGUUUAUAGCUGCAUCUAUAGAGCUGCACAAUAAUAUGUUUCAAUGUAUUAUUCGAACGCCAAUAUCAUUUUUGGAUAAUAAUCCCGUUGGAAAAAUCUUAAAUCGGUUUUCCAAAGAUGUGAACAAUAUGGAUGAUUCCUUACCUAACUCGUUUAGCAAUGUGAUAAAAGGAGGCCUUAUAGUUGCUGGCAUGUGUAUACUUCAAGCAAUAUUCUGUCCUUAUCUACUCAUAUUAACAGCUGUUCUUUCGAUAUCAUUCUAUAGUUUGUGGACGAUCUAUACUCGAGUGGUGAAAAGCAUAAAACAAAUGGAAGGAAAAUCGAGAAGUCCAGUAUUUUCCCAUCUGAGUGUAUCGCUUUAUGGACUGACAACAAUUAGAGCAUUUAAAGCCGAAAGUAAAUUUAAAUCUUCAUUUAAUGAGUAUCAGGAUAAGCAUACUGCCACCUGGUUCGUCUAUGUGGCUUUAAGUCGAUGGGUUUUCUUAUAUGGUCACAUAGUUUGUUUCAUAAAUGUAGUUAUUACUGUUAUUAUAUUCACUGUUUCGAUUGAUUCAGAUAAUGCUGGAAGCCAAAUCGCACUUGUUAUGAAUUAUGGAGUAUUAUUUAUUGUGUAUUUUCCAGCUCUUAUUAGAAUGUCAUCUGAACUGCAAUUUCAGAUGAACUCUGUUAAACGUAUACUGAAUUAUACCAAAUUGAAAUCAGAAGCAUCAUACGAAAGUUCUCCCGAUAAACAGCCACCCCCAGAUUGGCCACAAAAAGGAGAAAUUCAUUUUGAUAAUGUUUCUUUACAAUAUUCGAAGGACAAAAAUACUGUUUUAAAGCACUUAACAUUUCGUAUUUACUCGGGAGAAAAGAUAGGAAUUGUGGGCAGAACAGGAGCAGGAAAAAGUUCUAUAAUUGCUUCGUUAUUUCGCAUGACAGAGCCGUCAGGGACAAUAACUAUCGAUGGAGUUGACGUUAAAGAUAUCGGACUUCGGGAUCUUCGUAGCAAAAUAUCUAUCAUUCCUCAAGAUCCGAUGUUAUUUACCGGUCCUCUUCGAAGAAACAUCGAUCCUUUCAAUGAAUAUUCGGAAGAAAAUCUGUGGCAAGCCAUUGAAGAGGUUCAAUUAAAAGAAGUAAUUAGUAAAUUACCUGGCGGAUUGGAUACACAUUUAUCAGAAGGAGGACGGAAUUUCAGCGUUGGGGAAAGACAGUUAAUUUGCCUUGCCAGGACCAUUCUUCGUCAGAAUAAAAUUCUUGUCAUGGACGAAGCAACAUCCAAUAUUGAUAAAAGCACUGAUUCCUGCAUACAAAAAAUAAUUCGAGAAAAAUUCAAAUCUUGUACAGUGUUGACAAUAGCCCAUAGAUUACAUACGAUUAUUGAUUCGGAUAAAGUUCUGGUUCUAGAUACAGGGAAAUUACAACAAUUUGACACACCAUACGCACUACUGAAAAAUGUGAAUGGAACUUUUUAUAAUUUGGUGAAGAACACAGGAGUAACUUCCAUGAACGAGCUAUACAAAAUUGCUAAAAAUAAAUAUUAUUUUAAAGAAUUUACCGAAAGAACAAAAUUAUAAAACAGUGGAUCUUUGAUUCAAGUGUACUUUUUGUUGAAUUCUUGUUCUGUAUUUUAUUUAAUAUCCUGUACUCAGAAAUAAGUGGCAUUUGCAUCUGUGACGUAGAACAUGGAAUUUUUAAAAUCUAAAACAUUGGAUAGCAUUUGUUCUGCUGUUAAAUUUAUAUACAUGAAAUGUAAUAAAAAGAUUUAAUAUUUCUAACAAAUAGGUUUUAAAAGGAAACUAUUCUUAAAUUA